This is a messenger RNA of Aspergillus sclerotioniger CBS 115572, 1155 nucleotides long. It is a transcript of the gene rab7, whose product is annotated as Rab family GTPase YPT7. Gene Ontology annotation, molecular function: GTP binding; GTPase activity. Gene Ontology annotation, biological process: regulation of vacuole fusion, non-autophagic. NCBI's taxonomy places the organism in Eukaryota, Fungi, Ascomycota, Eurotiomycetes, Eurotiales, Aspergillaceae. Gene Ontology annotation, cellular component: late endosome; phagocytic vesicle; vacuole. The record is from RefSeq and is a predicted model, not a curated record. The transcript is spliced from 6 exons. Bases 195 to 812 code for a protein of 205 amino acids.
GUUCACCGUCCAGGCCCAACUAUCCCUCUUCUUGUUGUGACUUGACAACAACUACCCGACUCGUUCGGUGUGUCUGCCAACUGACUCCAUCCCUCGCUGCGCUGACGGGAUUAUACCGACUUCCACUUUGCUUUUUUGCCCCAUAGACGUUGCUCAACUUCCCAUUCUCCCUACAACCCCCUCAUAUCUCCACCAUGUCGUCACGGAAGAAGGUCUUGUUGAAGGUGAUUAUUUUGGGUGAUAGCGGCGUCGGUAAGACGAGUUUGAUGAACCAAUAUGUCAACAAAAAGUUCAGCGCAAGCUACAAGGCAACGAUCGGGGCCGACUUUCUCACAAAGGAGGUCCUGGUGGAUGAUCGGCUAGUGACAAUGCAGAUCUGGGACACCGCGGGCCAAGAGCGAUUCCAAUCGUUAGGCGUUGCAUUCUACAGAGGUGCCGACUGCUGUGUUCUGGUAUACGAUGUCAACAAUUCGAAGAGUUUCGAAGCCCUUGACAGCUGGCGCGACGAGUUCCUUAUCCAGGCUAGCCCUCGGGAUCCUGAGAGCUUUCCUUUUGUUGUGAUUGGUAACAAGAUUGAUGUGGAGGAAAGCAAGCGCAUGAUCUCGUCGAAACGGGCUAUGACGUUCUGCCAGUCGAAGGGAAACAUCCCUUACUUCGAGACGAGUGCCAAGGAAGCCGUCAAUGUUGAGCAGGCCUUUGAAGUCAUUGCUCGGAGUGCCCUGGCGCAAGAAGAGGCAGAGGAGUUCAGUGGAGAAUUCAGCGACCCGAUCAACAUCCACCUUGAUGGUGAGCGUGACGGGUGUGCUUGUUAAUAUCCUCCUGCUAGACAUGCCUUGCGAACAAUUUACAUCCCAGCCUUAAGAACGCUCCAUUCUUGCUGUAUGCGUUUCCGACCCCUCCCGUUUCUUGCCUGUUAGAGAACAACAGACUCGCAUGAACUGCGAGCUUGGAAGAGCGUAGGUGCUCUUGAGAGAACACCUACGCUAUACAGUUAUGGAGCCCUCAUGUGUCACGCUCCUUGCCUUGUGUUUGUCUGCCAAUUCGCAUGCGAUAUCCGUUGAUGGUCUUGUUCUUUCUGCCUAAUGCUUCUUUUUUCCUGUACGAAGGCACCAUCAUGUUUUGUAGGAGUCUGGAAUAUCAUCGUUUAUCUGCCAC